This is a messenger RNA of Serendipita indica DSM 11827, 3432 nucleotides long. Lineage: Eukaryota; Fungi; Basidiomycota; Agaricomycetes; Sebacinales; Serendipitaceae. The record is from the annotation of a GenBank genome assembly.
AUGGAACACUCUGGCCCUACCCUCCCCGUCGACUUUGCGCCGCAUCUCCUCGUCCGCAUUUGCGAUGCCAUUCUCGAGCCCCUCCUCAGCCCUCAGUCGCCCCUAAAGCCCUAUACAAAACCCUGGGGACGCGCUACAACCGCAUCCUGGCAAACAUCUUCUGCACUCCAUUCCAUGGAUUCACCAGAUAUCUACACAAGCUCAUCUAGAAGAGAGUCUGUCAAUCUUGGUAUCGGCACCAGAGGCUCCACCGCCUUGACCGCCAAGAGCGACAUUCUCGCCUUUGUUUCAUGUCGAAAGGACAUUUGGAUCGCAUGUGGUGACAUGAUCCAUCGCCAUGUGCGUGUCAGCAGUCUGGCCAUUGCAGACGUUCUUGUCAGUCGUCGAAGCUGCUUGACAAACACUAGAGUGAUGGAACUAUACAUCACGCGCGAAAUUGAAGCAUCCCAGGCGCAGACAGACCUCAAUCUCGCCCGUUUCUUCAUCCAAGCGGGAAUCCUACUCCUCUGGUCUCCUUGUCUACACACGAUCAUCCUCGAUAUCCGCGCUCUCCCCGCGGAACCUCAUAUAUGGGCCAGCUUUAUUAGCCGCCUGCGCCAACGCCUCUUUAUCACUCCACCCCAAGUCCCCCCACAACCCGCCCGCACCCUCCACCCACGCGACAGUGCACUCAUCGACUCGCUCACGGAAGCCAGUUUCCACGCCGAAGUCGGCCCACGCUGGACAGACUCGCAAGGCGUGUUCAACUCGCCCAACCGCGUUUCCAUCCCACAUUUUGCAAUCGGACUCAGCUAUGGACAAACGGGCAACAUUCUUCGCGGAUUCGGCGGAGUUCUCGACGCCAUUUUUGCGCACCAUCCGCCCACAGCGACGGAGAAUGGGCUUCCAGGGAUGCUUGCAAGGCCAGGUCAUUUCAUGACGAGCAUUAUUACGACGCGGAAUCUCGCCACGCUCACGACACUCAAUCUACUCGUCCCGCGUCCGGCAUGGUCCCAAGAGGAGCUCGAAGGCAUGACGCUCGGAUUCGUCCUCCGUCGCCUGGCGAAUCUACGCCACUUGGGCUUGCACGCCGAUGGAAGCAUUCAGCAAAACUCGACGAAUGCAGAAUUUGGACUCAUGAGUCGGCCGCCGUAUAAUGGCGCUGGCAUCGAGGGAGACAGUAGUGAUGACGAGGCGGAUAUGGCCAUUAUGGCGGACGGGACGGUGACGUAUCAGACGCGAAAGGGGAGUCUUGGUGGACAUCAACCUUCUACACCCAACGUCACGGCGACUACAAAUGUCAACCCGAUACCAACGAGUCGGAGGAUCGAAGUCGGUUCGUCUGGGUCCAUCUCCUCUGAAGCUGGAUACGGUGCCGAGCGGUGGUGGGCCGGCAUUUUCCACGCGCUUUCCGUGCCCGAGGGGUACGUCGAGGAGCAGUUGGGAAUGAAAGCCGAGUUUGCGCAGAGCAUCCAUACACUCCGAAUCUCUGUUGCUGUACCUGGAGGAAACGUCGAAGUGGCGCAUUUCGACGCGUUUUUCGAAAUGGUCGUGCCUUAUUUCCAGAAUAUGGUGUCGUUGCAGACGCUCGUGUUUGACAUGUCGUUUGCGGCCCCCCAGCAGAGUGAUUCGCUCAUGAUUUGGAAGGGCGAGGGCAGUAAACGGGUGUCGCCUUAUGAUCGACAGCGGUAUUAUGUCGAGCGCGUCCUGGAUAGGAGCGCGUCGUCCCUUCCGUUUGUGGGUUCCGGCGUCGGCAAGCCGAUGCUCACGAAUUACUUGUCCGAGCCGACGACGUCGAGGACGAGUAUGGGGGCCGGGAGGGAGAAUAAACGGUUUACGCUCGAUGAUUCUACCUCUGAGUCGGCGAGGAAAGAGUUUGGCGAUAUGGGGAGUGCAAUACCGAUCCACGUGGAAGGAACAGGGGGCUCCAGUGACGAAGUUUUCGCGCCGAGUUUGCGACAUGUCUAUUUUGGCGAGUAUUAUGGGUUGCCACCGUUUGCGCCGAGUGAUUGGGAGACGAGCUUGCGUGAUGGGUCCUCGACCGUUCCACCUCCCGGCACAAUCGUUGAUGGUGCGCAUUCGCUUGGAGAGAAAAAGUCAAACCCGUCGUUUAUCAAGGGUGUGACGGAUAAGGCGACGUCCAAUAGUUCGAACAGUACGGCGAAUGGACGCGUGAAUCGCGAUAUUUCGCGGAGUUUGCCUGGGAUGUGGUGGACGAUUGCGCCGUUGGAAGCUGUUGGUCCUGAUUUCCCAAAGAGCGCGGAUGGACGGGUUUAUCAUCUAGGAAUCAAACCUGGAGAACUUGCGAAUCGCAUUGUAGGUCUCACUCCCAGUGGUCCGUGGCAAAACCAACGUAUAUUCCAGAUUACCGUCGGAGAUCCAGCGCGUGCCAGGACAAUUGGACGAUACUUGGACCGACAAGCGACGGCUAAAGCUGUCGAAAACGUACAAGACCAGGCUGAGAGCGGCGUAUCCGGGAACCACAACGGCGCGCAUGCCAAUGACGCACCUCUGAGCGUAUUUGAACUCUACUCGGAGCGUGGAUUCUUGACGAUCACGGGCACGUACAAGGGUACACCCGUCAGUAUCGUUAGUAUCGGCAUGGGCUCGGCCAAUAUGGAUUUCUUUGUCCGCGAGGCUCGCGAGGUGCUCGAUCAAGCGGGUGCAGGAGAUAUGGUCGUCAUUAGAUUUGGUUCCUGUGGGUCGUUGGUAGACGACUUGCCUGUGGGCAGCUUGACGGUUCCCAAGACGUCGCUUUGCGUGACGAGAAACUAUGACUUUGAUUUUAUGCAAGAGGAGGGUCUGGAUGCGGCUCGACCUGAUUUCAUGGAUGCCUAUCGGAUUUCCAAACCCGUCAGAGCAGACUCGGUUCUUCACGAUCUCCUAGUAGCGAUACUCCGAGAACAUCUUCCGUCAAGUACGCCCGUCGUGGACGAGCAUCUCAAUGCGUCUGCGGAUAGCUUUUACUCUUCACAAGGGCGCAUUACCUCAUUUCCCGAUCAUAAUACCGGGUUGAUUGAUCACCUUGCGGCGUGCAAUGUUGGGUCAUUAGAGAUGGAAACGUUCCAUUUGCUUCAUUUGGCCGCGAAUUGGCCUCGGCCACACGCUCCCUCAACGCAAGUGGCUGAGAAAAAUGGUCAGGAGACAGAUCAAGGUGCUGAACCCGUACCUCCACCACCAACCAGUAUCGCCGUGGACCCACUCAUCCUGCCCUCCGACAAUCCACUCCCAACGCAGGACACAGAGGAAACGAUUCUCUAUCCGAGCCCGCAACAAAAGACUGCUUCUUCGGCAUCUCAACAACAUAAGCGUAUUCGAGCGGCUGCAGUCCAGAUGAUCUUUGCCGAAAGGGGAUCGCGAGCGUUUAUCACGCCACAAGAGGUCGAGGUCCUGCAGGAAACGACGAGCAAGGCAUUAUUGGAGACGUUGAUCAGAUGGGAGGAUGUAAACUAA